Acanthoscelides obtectus is the source of this 462-nucleotide messenger RNA. Lineage: Eukaryota; Metazoa; Arthropoda; Insecta; Coleoptera; Chrysomelidae. The record is from the annotation of a GenBank genome assembly.
AUGAGAGACGUGCCAAGAUUUGAUAAUCAGGUAUUGAACUCGUCUGAGGCUGAACCUGAGUUAGAUCCAUCUGAGAGCCAACCAUCAACUGCACCAGAAAAUAAAAUAAAUUUGGAUGCUGAAUUGAAUCCAUCUGAGAAUCAACUUUCAAAAGAACCACAAAUCAAUAUAACACAAAAUAUAGUCAUAAAACCUGGCAAAGACACUAUCUAUAGUUUGCCAUCUACUAGUAAAAAUAUAGGUGACUACUUAGUAGUUCCAGAAAAACCAACAAGAAAGAAUAAACGUAAUAUCGAAAGAGUUUCCUUUGCUAUAACAUCAAAAGAGUAUCAAGAGAGUUUUGAAAAAAAACAGAGUGUCGCAGCAAAAGCUUUAAAAAAGAGUGCGCAAGGUAAUGACAAAGAUAAUAAUUCAUGUUUUGUAUGCAAAGUUCGUACAAUAAAGAAUCAUUACUUAACAUAA